AUAAAUGGCCCGUCGGCUCAGCUCGACAUCAUUCUGACUUCCGACUCCGGAGCUCCAGCUAGAACAGCAAUUACUUAACUGCAAGAUGCGCGCCUUCGUCGUCCUGUGCCUCGUGGCCAUCGCCUCCGCCGACAAGCUCGGCUACAACUACAAGCCCGUGGGCCACUCCAGCUCCGGACUCUCUUUCGCUCCUGGCAGCGGUGGAUCCCUGAGCCUGGGAGGCGGCGGCGGAUCCUUGGGCCUGGGAGGCGGCAGCAGCUUCGGCAGCUUGGACGGCGGUCUUGGCGGUUUUGGUGGUCUUGGCGGUGGUUCCAUCGAUCUGGGAUCUUCUGGACUGGGAUCCGGCCUUGGAUCUGGACUGGUGUCCUCCGGCUUGGGAUCUGAUCUGGGUUCCGCUGGACUGAGCGCCCCCGUCUCCUACAGCGCCCCCGCCCCCGCCGCUGAGCUCCAAAAGGAGUUCUUCACCUUCACCGCCAACGAGCAGGACUUCGAUGAGCCUCAGGCUUUGGAACGCGUUGCUGGAUCCGUGAACAAGGGCCUGCGAGUGGUCUUCAUCAAGGGACCCGAGAACCGUGGCCUGGAGAACGCUGCCCUCGCCCUCGCCAAGCAGGCUGCCCAGCAGGAGACCGCCAUCUAUGUCCUGAACAAGCAGGCCGAUAUUGGAGAUCUUGCCCAGAAACUGAACGCCAUCCGCAGCAACUCCAACAACAAGCCCGAGGUGCACUUCGUCAAGUACCGCACUCCCGAGGAUGCAGCCAACGCCCAGCGCGCCAUCCAGUCGCAGUACGAUCAGCUGGGAGGAUCCUCCCAGUCCCACAACGGCGGUGUGGCCCCCGCCCUGAACUUUGCCUCUGCUGGUCCAGUGCGCCAGGCCGCCGCCCACAUCCCGGAGAACUCGUACCUGCCGUCGUCGGUGCUGCGUCGCCUGCGUUACCGCCACUAGGAAGUGCCGUGCCAUAGGUUUUAGCUGCCUUACUUGUUGACUUUUUUGUGUUAUCUAUUGAUUUGUCGAACGAAGCGC
This is a messenger RNA of Drosophila erecta, 1021 nucleotides long. RefSeq names its product glycine, alanine and asparagine-rich protein. The record is from RefSeq and is a predicted model, not a curated record. NCBI's taxonomy places the organism in Eukaryota, Metazoa, Arthropoda, Insecta, Diptera, Drosophilidae. The coding region runs from base 86 to 943 and encodes 285 amino acids. The transcript has a single exon.